AUGAAAGGGAAAACUCGAUAUAUUUUUCUGCUACUUAUUGCCGUCGUUAUCAGCUUUCUACUAAUUUAUCGAUUCUUGCCGAACACGCAAAAUUAUAAUGGAGAAACGGAUUUGCCGGAGAAUUUCGUUGAUUCAAUCAACUACGAUGAUUUGAACAAAUUGAAAAAUUAUCGACGCUUUAUUCCUUCGAAGCAAAACGCUUGCACUUUCGCGAAAUGUUUCAACUUCGAUCGUUGUCAACAAAAUCAUAAGGUUUAUGUCUAUCCGACUGAUCCAGAGCUGCGGACGUCGAUCGUUUACUCGAAUAUUUUAAAGGCGAUUCGCGAAAGUCCGUACUAUACAAGCAAACCGGAAGAAGCUUGCCUGUUCGUUCUUUCAUUUGACACAAUCGACCGCGAUCGGACCAGUCGGAAUUUUUUCCCAAAUCUCCAAACUUAUCUCGACAAUUUGCCGAAAGAUCUUUGGAAUAACGGCGAGAAUCAUAUCAUUUACAAUCUCUAUCAUGGUACAUGGCCGAAUUACUCGGAAACGGAUAUUGGGUUCAAUCCGGGCAAAGCGAUCAUGGCACGGGCAUCGGCGAGUGAACAGAAUUUUCGUCACGGUUUUGAUCUCUCCUUUCCACUUUUUCACCCGGAACAUCCCUUCAAAACGCCAAUUGAGAAUCAAAAGUACUCAGUCAAUGCACCCAAAGAGUUCUUGGUCUCAUUCAAAGGGAAACGCUACGUUUAUGGAAUUGGAUCGGAUACAAGAGACUCUUUGUAUCAUUUACACGAUGGAAAGAGGAUUGCAAUGGUUACAACUUGUAAGCACAAUACCGAUUGGCAGAACUACAAGGAUGAGCGCUGUGAAGAGGAUAAUAAAAGAUAUGAUGGUUGGGACUAUCAAUACCUCCUUGCGAAUUCCACGUUUUGCUUAACGCCUAGAGGGCGGAGACUAGGCUCGUUCAGAUUCCUUGAAUCUCUGGGAGUUGGAUGUAUCCCGGUGAUUCUCUCGGAUAACUGGGUGCUCCCAUUCACUGAGAUUAUUGAUUGGAACUCGGCCGCGAUUCGGAUUGCUGAAGAGAAUGUGCUAUUGACCACUGAUGCCAUUUUCUCUCUCCCAAAACGAAAAAUCGAUCGUAUGCGGGAGAUUUCGAAAAAGCUCUACGAUCGCUACUUUUCGAGUGUCGAGAAGAUCACUCUAGCAUCACUAGAAAUCGUUUUCUCGCGAGUGAAAAAGAUGCAAAGAUCGCUAGCUAAAGCCACUCCUCAAGUUGAAUUCAAGUUUGAAGGCUCAUUUACCGCAAUCAUCUUCACUGCUCCAAAAGUCUCAUCAAAAUUGCAAAAGAUUAUCACUGAAAUGAUGAGGAUAAAAGGGAUGCGAAAGAUUUUUAUUUUAUGGCACAAGGAAAGGGGCACGGCGCCAAUUGGAGCCGAUUUUGGGACAAAUGUCGACAAGGAGUUUAUUGUAUACAACACGACUAAUUGGUGUCUCUCAUGCAUUCCCAUGCAAAAACUCGCCAACAUCCCAUCAUCGGUGCUCUUUUUCGAUGAACGUUUGGGCGAAAUGUUGAUCAAUGAAACGCAAGCAAUGCUCGGUCAACACAAAAAGUUUCCGGAAAAACUUUUUACCUUGCAUACAUUUGAAUAUAUCCAAAAGCCAUCUUUCACAACCGGUAUUCCACGGGUUUUUAAAAUAGCAUUCCCUUCAAUGGCAAUUGCACACAGCUCUUACUUGACAACAUUCCCCCUUCGUGGCUCAAAUCCUGAAUGUGAUUGGGUGAGGCUUUCGGUUGCUGCCUCCUAUUUGAGCUACUCUCCACCGAUUCGAAUCGGCUCAACCACACUGCAGUCGUGGAUGAAGUUACAGUCUCUGAAUCGGUGUUCGCAACAACUUUCUCCCCAUUUCUCAACGGAUCUCCAAUUACCUCCAGCUGAUCAAAGCUAUAUUCUG
Messenger RNA from Mesorhabditis belari, 1932 nucleotides. NCBI's taxonomy places the organism in Eukaryota, Metazoa, Nematoda, Chromadorea, Rhabditida, Rhabditidae. The record is from the annotation of a GenBank genome assembly.